Arachis ipaensis is the source of this 848-nucleotide messenger RNA. The record is from RefSeq and is a predicted model, not a curated record. NCBI's taxonomy places the organism in Eukaryota, Viridiplantae, Streptophyta, Magnoliopsida, Fabales, Fabaceae.
UCUUUCACCAACCGAGAGACUUCAAGCACAUCGUCACGUAUUAGUCAAUUGCACAUCUGUGGAGAAUUUCUUCGAGGAUUUUAGGGCUAGCAGAAAAAGACAGCUACGAAGUAUUGGCAAAAGAAAUGAAGCCUACAUUGACAGGGUUGUCCAUAGAGAAUUCGCCGAGUGGUUCAAGAAUGAGGUGAAUCUUCUGUAUGGCUCUUCCAUUUAUUGUUUCGUUGAUAUCUUGCCUCCUGCUACUCAACUCUGAACAUGUAUAUUUCAUUGGUAGAUACCACUGGGAAGUACGAUGCACCCGAGAGAACUGCAGUGGCUCGCAUGUGGACCCAAUAUUCAGGCAAAGCGCUUUAAGGCGUACAAUGUCAAUGGAUUCAGGUUUAGAACCCUAUCAAGAGAGGAAGGAAUGAGAACCCAGAAUAGCGGGGUUUGUGUCACUUCUGACACUAGAAGUUAUGCAAGCGCUCGUGACAGUAACAUGGCUGUUGGUGGCGUCUCCUAUUAUGAAAGAUUGGUAGAUAUCAUUGAGCUAAAUUACAGUGGUCGAUUUUCUGUGGCCUUGUUUAGAUGUAUCUGGGCAAACACCACGUCUGGUAGAGGCAUAAAGCAAGACAUUUUGGGACACACCUAUGUCAACUUUAGUAAUCCGAUUCACACUGGUAAUCGUGAAGACGACGAGCCGUACAUUCUUGCUUCCGAGGCUCGCCUUGUAUAGUAUGUGGAUGAUGAAGUCGAUAAGGACUGGAGUGUAGUAGUCCAUGUGAAGCCGAGAGAUUUGUUUGACAUGGGUGAAUACAAUGAACAUUGUGAGGUCGAACUUUCCCUCCAACAAAGUCUAACUGAUUUGU